CCGUCUUUCUAUUCUUCAACCCUCCUCUUCACCGUCCCCGUUUUGGCCUCCCCCAAAUCAGUCCCGCGAAGCUCCGUCCUCACAAUGAGUCGGCAAAGGCACACAAUCACCAUAAUCGGCCACUGCACCUGGUCCCACGGUUUUUCCCCCUGUUGCCCAUGCGAUCGAGGAUACUAUUUCCACUUCCAAGGUACAGCCCAGGCAAAUGGCGAGUGCCGUUACUGCGGGCAUCUCGUGUCUAGACACAAGGGUUCCCCAUCGACUACUCCCCAGUCGCUGGUAACUGAGCCUAUAGCUGUUCCAGCAGCCACCCUCUCCCGAACGGAACUUGUUAACGGGAUAAUAAACCGAGUCGAAGAAUUUAACAUCAUCCGAGUUAAUGGCCCAUCCGGCUCUGGCAAAACUACCUUGAUGAACCUUACAGUUAACGCCCUGCUGAAGAAGUAUGGCAAAACAAUGCCUAUUCAUACCAUUACCGGCUGGAACGAGGAAGAUGUCCGCCGUGCCCGCCAUUGGGAGCAAUACCUGUACUUGGUAACGGGUGUUCAAGGCUAUGAUUGGACUAGCUACCCGGCCUUCCUGCUUAUUGAUGAGGCACAGCAGUCAUACUGGGAUCAAGGGCUUUGGUCGGCAUUUUUCAAGAGUAUUGAACGGCUGGCAUAUCCGUACAUAAUUCUAUUUACUUCUUGCUGCUUGCCGGGCACUAGUUCUCCAUAUAUCUAUCUUAAUCCUUAUUCGGCGGUCCCAAUGUCUUUUGGACCAGAAGCUCAGAUCUCAAUGCGUCCAGGUGAAAAGCAAACGGUGUGGCCUUGGGGCCCCGUUGGUCUCCAGCUACGCGAGGAUGAAGCAAAACAUCUCGUCACAGACCAUGCAGCGGAGAUUAUCUCGUCCCCGGUCUCUCUGACUGACGACUUGCAGGAGAGUUUAUUUCGAUGCAGCAGUGGGCACAUCGGGGUACUUCAAAGCCUUACAGAAGCUCUUCUACUAAAUGAGGACACCCAAGCCGCCAUAGAACAGGGUAAGCCUGUUGACCGGCAAAUUCUUGUCGAGAGCCUCUUCGGUAAUCCUAUGGGAUUCUUCGAAUCCUUGAGCGGUAAAUGUCUUACCAAGGGCCUACCUCAGCCAAAUGAUCUAGAAAACGCGGCCACAACCCACAUCCUUGAAACCGCCAUCAAUUCUGGCGCUGUUGAGCCACAUCAGUUCAAGGGGCGCGAAACAUCGAAAGAUUUGAGGGUGGCCGUCCAGGCGGUCUGGAGCAAUGGAUGGCUACAAGCUGAGUUAAUACCUGACCCCGGAGUCAAAUAUUGUGGCCAUCUAGUCUUGACAUUUCCAACCGAAAUUCACCGCUUGUAUUGCCAAUUUCUCCUGGUGCAAAUGGCUUCUGACAGUGACCGACUCCGUGACUUCCUCCGGUCAGCGGUUGAGUCUCUCAAGGCGCUGUCAUCUCUCGAGUAG
This is a messenger RNA of Aspergillus versicolor CBS 583.65, 1455 nucleotides long. RefSeq lists its product as uncharacterized. The coding region runs from base 85 to 1455 and encodes 456 amino acids. NCBI's taxonomy places the organism in Eukaryota, Fungi, Ascomycota, Eurotiomycetes, Eurotiales, Aspergillaceae. The transcript has 4 exons. The record is from RefSeq and is a predicted model, not a curated record.